UUGUGGUCUCCAUUUGCCCUUACCCAUUUCAGAGCAUUCGUCUAUCUGAGCAACCUUUUGCAUAAUGUGCCAUUAGUUCAUAAAGUGGCUAUCGUCAAUGAGAAAGGAGAUGUCCGCGGGUACCUGAAAGUAGCAAUCGAGCCAGUAAAUCUAUUAGAAGCUGACACACAGAAGAAGGGUGUCCGUCAGACAGCGAAAUUGCAUUUCCGCAAAGAGGAUUUCUUGAAGACAUGCAGGAACGGCGAAAACGAAGAUGAAAGCCAGCAAUUGACGUUCCCACCACACAUGAACGAGGAUGAAGAGUUCUGCUUCCGAGUGGUUGUGCUACAAGCAAUCGAUGUCUCUGAGCAGUAUUCGGAUGUAUUCUGUCAAUUCAAAGACGCUAUUUCCAGUUUCCUCCAUCGUCAUGACGAAGCGUUCUCUACGGAGCCACUGAAGAACACUGGUCGAGCA
This is a messenger RNA of Haemonchus placei, 453 nucleotides long. The record is from the annotation of a GenBank genome assembly. Lineage: Eukaryota; Metazoa; Nematoda; Chromadorea; Rhabditida; Trichostrongylidae.